Messenger RNA from Ambispora leptoticha, 1599 nucleotides. The record is from the annotation of a GenBank genome assembly. NCBI's taxonomy places the organism in Eukaryota, Fungi, Glomeromycota, Glomeromycetes, Archaeosporales, Ambisporaceae.
AUGAGUGGUGAAGGAGAGUAUUUAGGAAUUAGAGAGGUAGUUCCCACUGCACUAACAAACAAUAAUCGGGGUUCCAACUGUUCCAAAUGCCUUAAAUGGGCUGAUUCUUUAGUUGAUCCAGAUACGGCUAAAGUAAUUAAGAAGAAAAAAGAUGAAAUGAUGGAAACUAUCGAAACUGAUUUAUACUCCGAUCGGAAUAAGAAGGGUGGAUUAAGCGGAGGAUUAAUUACUUUAAUAGUAAUUGGAGUGGUAGCAAUAAUAGGAUUAGUCUCUUUCUUUCUGCUUAGAAAAGUAAUUCCAGCAGGGGAAGAACUAAAAGAGCAAGACAAAGGGUAUUCUUACUUUUCUCUCUACGAAGGGACUGGAGGAGAGAGAAAGAGAAGGAAUAUGAAAAGUCAGCCCAGCAUCGAGGAUGCGGUGUAUGAUAAGCACUUAAAGGAAUUGCGAGAGUUAGAAAUCCAAUAUAAUCUUGUUCUCCCUGACUCACCUACCCAAAAGGCAGGUCAUCCGGUCAGUCCCAAGUUCCGCUCCGUUGUUCGCCAAAUCCCCAUGUUGAGUUUGGAUAGUGUUGAUAAUUAUGAGAGUUUGUUAAAGUUUGAUGAAAGGGUAAAAAAAAUAUUGAAAACAGAGGAAGCAAUAGAAUACGCCUUCCAAGUCAGUACUCGCGGCAAUGGAGUUAUUGGGGAAGAUAUAACCUUCAAUAAGGAAUUAAUAAAAAACAUUCCUUUUGCUUUGAAGGAGGUUGCUAAUUGUGAGGUGCGGGGGGAAGUUUACAUGAAAAAGGAGGAAUUCUAUCGUUUAAAUGAGGAAUUAAAAAAAUCUGGUAAUAAAUUACUGGCUAAUCCGCGUAAUGCUGCCUCGGGAAGUUUACGAACUCUCAUUCCUUUACAAGGCAGGAAUUUACAUUUUUUUGCUUAUCAAUUAUUCAAUAAUGAUUUACCAACUCAAUUGACUUGUCUGCAAGAAUUAGAAAAGUUAGGCUUUUCAGUUAGUCCUGAUUAUCAGUUAUUCAUGAGUAUUGAAAAAGUGGGAAAAUUUAUUCAAAAACAAGAAAAAAACCGAGAAAAACUAGAUUUUGAAAGCGAUGCCAUAGCUUACAAAUUUCCGGCUUCGGUGGCUUCUAGUUCCAUCAGGGACAUUUAUACCGAAGUAAGUCGGAAUGGAAGAAUAACUUAUGUAGCGGAAAUAAUCCCUUUAAAUAUCGGCGAUGAAGUAGUAAUCAAAAAGGCCGGGGAUGUCAUUCCUCAAAUAGUCCAAGUUGUCAAUUACCUUACUCAUUUUGCUUCCAAAAAUGGUCUUGAUAUCAAGGGGGUCAGCCAAAAAAUUAUCCAAAAACUCUAUGAGAAUAACUUAUUAAAUCGACCUACUGAUUUUUACCAACUUUAUCAAAAAGAAAAAGAAUUGCUAAAAUUGGAGGGCUGCAAAAAAAAAAGUGUCAAUAAUAUUCUAAAUUCCAUUGAAGAGUCAAAAAAAAAAUCUUUCCCUUGCUUGUUAACAGCCUUAGGAAUUCCUUUGUUUAGUUCAGUAAAAUCCCAAAAAUUAGCCAAUUUUUAUCCCACCUUAACAAGUCUUCUUGCGGCAAUAGAAGAUGAGGAAUGA